Molecule: messenger RNA, 443 nt
Organism: Phyllotreta striolata
Lineage: Eukaryota; Metazoa; Arthropoda; Insecta; Coleoptera; Chrysomelidae
Source: the annotation of a GenBank genome assembly
CAAAUACUACUAUAGUUUUAUUAAAAACUAGUUACAAUCAUUUUAAAAUAAAUUAUUCCUGCGACGCGAUCCUUACCAGAAGGGGGUACCCAGCCAGUCCCAUUUCAUCUUCCUACUUUCCGGCACUAUUUCGAUAAUAUCAAAUCCGCUUCGGGCUGCAGCAGGGGAGGGAAUGGGUCCAGUCAGAAUCGUCUUCGAUUUCGGGGUGUGCACCUUUACGGCUCCGGUCAAAUCGCCUUGUCCAGCUCCUCCUAGUGUCACGGGGUAUCCGUUCACUGAGAAAGUAAUGGGAUCAGUUUCGAAUGCACUCGUGCACUAGCCAAAGCGAUGACUGCCGAAAAUAGAAGGAAUACAAAUUUCAUUUUGUUGGUAUGUUAUCACGGGCAAAUAAAUGUCCCCGAGUUAUCAAAUUUCCGAAUAUAUAUGCGAUUAUCUUGCACGCC